Messenger RNA from Gryllus bimaculatus (two-spotted cricket), 3118 nucleotides. NCBI's taxonomy places the organism in Eukaryota, Metazoa, Arthropoda, Insecta, Orthoptera, Gryllidae. The record is from the annotation of a GenBank genome assembly.
AACGGAAAAUUGAAGUUCGCGCAGUGGACACGCAUUUUUACCACAACGGGAAUGCAACAUGGUGAAGUCCCAUUGACCAAUGCACAACUGGAUUUCAAGCAGAGAAUGUUAUAAUCGGACGUAUCUGAGAACAAGCUAUGACAAGUUAGCUGUUUGUGUUGUUAUUUGAAUGUGCUCAAUGAACUUUGAGUGGGAGUAUGAGAUAACCGUUCAUUUUUUAGUGAAAAUAGGUUGAUAUUGUCCAAGAUGUGUGAUGUAUCUCUUGAGAAUUUUCAACGGAUUGUUGAGGGCAUUGGCACGGAAAAUAUUGUAAUUAAAAAUGUAUUGGAUCCUUCAGAAGAAACGAAGAAGGCUCCUGAAAUACAGGAUUUUGAUCUAAUUAAACCUAUUAGCCGAGGCGCCUUUGGAAAAGUGUUUUUGGGAUGCAAGAAGAAUAAUCCUGAACUAGUAUAUGCAAUUAAAGUAAUGAGCAAAAAUGAGAUGGUGAAUAAGAAUAUGGCUUCACAAAUUGUGUCAGAAAGAAAUGCUUUAGCACUUGCAAGGAGUCCAUUUUGUGUUCAACUUUUCUAUUCUUUGCAGACAGUAUCUCAUGUGUUUCUGGUAAUGGAGUAUAUGGUUGGUGGAGAUUUGAAAACAUUACUUAGUAUGUAUGGAUUCUUUGAUGAACCAAUGGCUGUCUUCUAUGCUGCUGAAGUGACUUUAGCUCUUGAGUACCUUCAUAAACAUGGAAUUGUACAUCGUGAUAUUAAACCUGAUAACAUGUUAAUUUCAAAAUGUGGUCAUAUAAAACUCACCGAUUUUGGAUUAAGUCGGGUACCAGUGCACAGAGAUCUAGAGAUUUCUGAUUUUGUUAAUAAUACCCCAAAUGUUGGUGUUGCUAAUGAAUUUAGUCGUACUCCAGGUCAGUUGCUUUCACUGACAUCUCAUCUCUCCUUUGGGUCUAGUCAAAAAGGUUUUACAAUAUAUUCUGAUGAACCACACAGCACACCAAGAUCAACUGUAAAUUCUGCUUUUAAUACAUGUGUAUUACAAGAUCAGACAAAUUUGAGUUGCAUCAGUGGGAAAAGCUUUGGAAGUUCAAAAAUAUCUGAAAGAACAGCAUUUUUCCGAUCACAAACCUUACAUUACAUUUCUAAUAGUUCUGUUUCAAGUAAUGCGAGUAAUGAUACUGGUUUGUCCGGGAUAUUACCAUUUCUUUCUACCACAGAGCCAAAUUCUGGGCAUCUGAAUAGUGCAUUUGAUCAAGAAGAGAAAUCUGAAUCUAGUAGUUCUUUUCAUUCUUGCAAUACCAGUAUUCAUAGUGAUCAACAUGAUCUGGCAAGUGCUAAGGAGAAUAUGUGUGAAUCUGGUGUUGGAGGUCUUGAUUUUUCAUCUCCUCUUAGCAGAUCUAAUUUUAAGAGACCUUUGUCUCGUGGCUUUAAAAGAAAACGAAGUCUUCAGCUAGAACUUUCAGAACACACGAAUCUCACCCAGGAGUUUGUAGGAAUUGCCCUCUCUAAUGAUACUCCUCAAGGCUGUAAGACUCCUGAAAGUGUUGAAGAUCUGAAAAGAAGUCCCUUGAAAAGUGUUUUAAAAUCAAGAAUGAACUAUGAUAUUGAUGAGUAUAGGUGCUAUGGAACUCGUGAUGAAAUAGCAUUUUCUACACCAGUGUCAUCCACUUCCAAAAAUAAAAAAGCUAAAAUAACGAGAUUUGAUUUGCCUUCAGGUGAUAUUUUACAUCAUGAAAAGAUACUCUUGUCACCACCAGAGGUAAUAAAUGUGAGCCCAAUUCCUUCAGCAUCUCAGACUCCAUUCAGAACUCCUAAAUCUGUUCGAAGAGGGAAGAUUUCUAGUGACCAGAGAAUUCUGGGAACCCCUGAUUAUUUAGCACCUGAGUUACUUUUACAACAUGGCCAUGGAUUUGCUGUUGAUUGGUGGGCUUUAGGCGUCUGCCUAUAUGAAUUCAUGACAGGCAUUCCACCUUUUAAUGAUCAAACACCUCAGGCUGUUUUCAAUAAUAUACUGAAAAGAGAUAUUGAGUGGCCUGUGGGUGAAGAAGAACUGUCUGAAGCAGCCCAAAAUGCAAUUGAUAACCUUUUGACAUUAGACCCCAAUUUACGACCAUCUGCAAAUGGGGUCCGAGCUAUGCCACUUUUCUCAAAUGUCAAUUGGGAUGAUAUGGACAGCAUGAAUGUACCGUUUAUUCCACAACCUGAUGACUAUGCUGACACUUAUUAUUUUGAAGCUCGUAAUAAAUUGCUGCAGUUAAAUGUUUCAAAUGUGUCAAAUCCCUAAAAUCUUAGUGAUUGUGAAGUUAAGGAAGUAGGUAUUAGUUGUUUACAAGAUUUGCUCUUGUUUUGAAAUCAUGAAAGUGAAUUCUUGUAAAAUGAUAUUCACUGAAGGCAUACUGAGAACUAUAAAUACACAGGAACAAAAAAGGUUUAUUUUUCAAUAAACAUUUCAUCAAAAUGUUUUUAAAAAGUUAUCUGUAUAUUGUUGGCAAUUCAGAUUUUACAUUUCUAUAUUUGUACAGAGCCUGAACCAGUAAUAUAUUGUAUUAAAUGUCAUGCCUCCUCUCCUGAGAUGGAAGUUUUUAAAAAUUGUCUUAGCAUAAAGGAAAAUAAAACUGAUUUAGAAUGUUAUUUCAAAGCAUUGUGUAGAAUAAUUUCAAUAAAGAAAAUAAAAAUGUUCUGCAUGAGAUUCAAAAGUUACAGAAACGGAUCUAUUUUUUAAGUCGAAGAGUGGAUGAAAACCUGAAUGUUUGUGUGACAAAUACGCUGUGAUAGUAGAUUUUAGAUUAAACCGUAAUUGUUUACAUUUUUAUGACUGACUUGUUAAAUAUUGUUUGCUCUGAGGGAACAUUGUACUUCUUUUAAUUUUUUUAAUUUUUUUACCUGCAUCCAUUGCUUUUAAUCCUUUAUUUCAUUGAUAAAUGUUAAGUUGUUUUUUUUUGAUUUGUUAAAUUAGAAUCUGCCAAAUUUUUAUUGAAAUUAAAUAAAUUUUCUGUUCUUAAUGAAACAAGUUCUAUGUAAUGUCUUCUCUUAUUUUCAUGAAUACAACAAUUGUAAGUGGAAAAAUAACAGUCUUGUGCUAGAUAAUGAUCCAGUUGUCCUGAAUAUAUUUGAGUCCUACACUUUUA